CACCGGUCGGGGAACAAAUCGGCUUCCGAUUGCUCGAAGCGCCUGCAGUCUGUCUAAGCCAGCCAAUGGGCGGCGUGGUUUCGGGCUCCCCCCCCUUCCCUCUGCUCCCCCCGCGGGAGGGAGACGUUUCAGGCGGCCCCAGUGGCUGGCGGAAGGGAAUAUAAAGAUGGCGGAAAAUUUAAAAGGCUGCUCUGUGUACUGCAAGUCAUCAUGGGUACAGCUGCAGGACCUGUGCCGCCUGGCCAAGGUGGUAUGUCCCGACCUGGGUGUCACUCGUCGCAACCUCAGCCACUUUGAGGUGGAGUACCUGUGUGACUACAAGCGUGUGCGGGAGGAGGAGUUCUACCUGGUGAAGUGGCGAGGUUACCCUGAGUCGGAGAGCACGUGGGAGCCCCGUAAAAACCUGCGCUGCCCCGGCGUCCUCAAGCAGUUUCACCAGGACCUGGAGGCAGCACUACAGCGCUGGUCCCGACCUGGCCGGCCCCGGAGGCCUCCACUCCAUGGCCUGGAGCCCCUUGUGGCUGCCUACCUGCUGCAGAAGGCCAAGCAGCGGCGAGCCUUGUGGCGCUGGGAGUGCCAGCUCAAUGCCAAGCGCAGCCACCGUGGCCGCAUCACUGUGGAGAACGAGGUGGACCUGGAUGGUCCCCCCCGGGACUUCAUCUACAUCAACGAGUACAAGGUGGGGGCUGGCAUCACCCUCACCCAGGUGGCCGUGGGAUGCGAGUGCCAGGACUGCUUGGCCCAGCCGGCUGGCGGCUGCUGCCCUGGUGCUUCACGCCACCGCUUUGCCUACAACGAACAAGGGCAGGUGCGGGUGCGGGCUGGGCUGCCCAUCUACGAGUGCAAUGCCCGGUGCCGCUGUGGCCCUGACUGCCCCAACCGUGUGGUGCAGAAAGGCAUCCGCUAUGACUUGUGCAUCUUCCGUACCGACAACGGCCGGGGCUGGGGCGUGCGCACGCUUGAGAAGAUCCGCAAAAACACUUUUGUCAUGGAGUACGUUGGCGAGAUCAUCACAUCGGAGGAGGCGGAGCGGCGGGGGCAGAUCUAUGACCGCCAGGGCGCCACGUACCUCUUUGACCUGGACUACGUAGAGGACGUCUACACUGUGGAUGCUGCCUACUACGGCAACAUAUCCCACUUCGUCAACCACAGCUGUGACCCCAACCUGCAGGUGUACAAUGUGUUCAUUGACAACCUAGAUGAGCGCCUGCCACGCAUCGCACUCUUUGCCACCCGGCCCAUCCGUGCCGGCGAGGAGCUCACUUUUGACUACAACAUGCACGUAGACCCAGUGGAUGCAGAAAGCACGCGCAUGGACUCGAACCUGGGGCUGGCCGGGGGCCUGGCCGGGUCCCCCAAGAAGCGCCUGCGCAUCGAAUGCAAGUGCGGGGCACCUGCCUGUCGCAAGUACCUCUUCUAGCCCCCCCAGAGCCAGCUGCAGUGGCACCCACAUACUCUGCCCAUGUUGCAGGGGACGGUGGCACAUUAUGUGCCACCAUUCCUGGGCCACCCCCCUGAGCCAGAUGCACAUCAGCGCCAUGACUGUAGAGGUCUCCGCAGAGCCAGCUGCUGCUUGGUCCAUCAUGAACAGGUCCUGGCAUUAUAACACAGCUGGUCUUCAGCCACCUCAGAACCAGCCACAUCUCAGGACCUGUUCCAGCACCAGCUGUUAUAUGGGGCUCUUUCUUAGCCACACCCAUGGAGCCUGGGUCCUUUGCAAACUGAUUCAACUGGGGGGGACCACAGGCAGAAUGGGGGAUUGUUAUAUGCAGCUGUUUCUUGGCCACCCCACAAACAGUUGCAUCUUGGGAACCAUUCUGGUGCAGCUGUUAUACAUGGCUAUUUAAUACACCUCCCCAGAGCUAGUUGCAUCUCAGGACCCAUUAGCAGCUGCUGUUAUAUAGGGCUGUUUCUUAGCCAUGCCCCCAAAGCCAACUGCAUCUUGGUCCUAUGCAAACUAUCCCAGUCUGUGGGGGUUGAAUUUGUUAUAUGCACCCGUUCCUCAGCCACCCCAGAACCAGCUGCAUCUUGGGAAAAAUCCCAGCCCAGACUUAAGUCACUGUUGAUUUCCCCAUGCCCUCCACCCCCACCCCAAGCUGCAUCUCAGGAACUGUUCUAGCACUGGCUGUUAUAUGCAGCUGUUUCUUAGCCACCGUGGGGCAAAGCUGGCUGUAUUUUAGCCCAUUGCAAACUUGCCAUACAGGGGCAUUUGUGGGCAGGAGGGGGAAGAGGGUGUUACAUGUCACCAGUACUUGACCACUUCCCACAAGAACCAGCCACAUUUUAAGUGCCACUCCAGUGCUGGCUGUUCUAUGCAGCUGUUUCUUAGUUACCACAGAGCCAGUUGCACCUUAAUCCUUCCUGCCCUCCCUCUCUCCUCACCCCCCCAUACAUGGGGCUGGCUGUCUUUUUGGGGGGUGGAAGCCCCUAUAAGCCUUUACUUGAAGCGGGCACCCUGAGGUGCCCCCUUUUUAAUUGCUCUAUUUUAAAAAAUGUGAUUUGGGGGUUAUUUGCAUAUUUUUUCAAGGAGAAAUUAACUGUAUGGGGGGGGAGGAGGGGGGGGGGCAUUGGGCAAUUAGAUGGUUUUUGGAUUCCAGACCCCACCCUGACCUGUCUCUGUGAUGUUGAUGGGGGAGCGGAAUAAAACCCUUGAAGUGGGUAA
Messenger RNA from Alligator mississippiensis (American alligator), 2662 nucleotides. It is a transcript of the gene SUV39H1, whose product is annotated as SUV39H1 histone lysine methyltransferase. Gene Ontology annotation, molecular function: protein binding; zinc ion binding; histone H3K9 methyltransferase activity. The record is from RefSeq and is a predicted model, not a curated record. Bases 167 to 1420 code for a protein of 417 amino acids. Lineage: Eukaryota; Metazoa; Chordata; Crocodylia; Alligatoridae. Gene Ontology annotation, cellular component: nucleus. The transcript is spliced from 6 exons.